Molecule: messenger RNA, 5237 nt
Organism: Betta splendens (Siamese fighting fish)
Lineage: Eukaryota; Metazoa; Chordata; Actinopteri; Anabantiformes; Osphronemidae
Product: ATP-sensitive inward rectifier potassium channel 12-like
Exons: 2
Coding region: 2841-4589 (582 amino acids)
Biological process (GO): regulation of monoatomic ion transmembrane transport; potassium ion import across plasma membrane
Cellular component (GO): plasma membrane
Molecular function (GO): inward rectifier potassium channel activity
Source: RefSeq, a predicted model, not a curated record
AUUAAGAUUAAUGAAAAUUAUUUAUUUGCACAAACAACAUUUUUUCAAAUAGCUUGUGAUCACCUAUAAUUACUAACUAGCGACUCCAGCUAAUUAAUUAAUUAACUAAUCUCUGUGUUUGAGUCUUAAUAUGUGAAAACAAACAGACUAGAGUCUAAUAACUGACUAACACAAUUAGUACUUGAACAGAAUGUUCACGUGGAGGACCUUUAAACAACUUUAAAGGUUAGGUUAGUUUUAUCUCCUUCUGUCUCUGCUGCAGUCAAUUCUUCCUGCAGGGUUGGGAUUGAUUUUCAGCACUGGACAGCUCCCGUGGCCUGGAUGAAACAAAUACGUCACCGCCGCUGCUUUGUUUUCAAACUGCCCCGUCAUAACUUCUGGUUGUAAGUUUGACACUUCCUGCAAGGAUAAAUGUGCAAAGACAGAAAACAUAUGGCUCCUAAUUGACAUUUUAUUUUUUUUUGUUUUUGUAUCUUAUAACACAACCAGUUAAAUAAGUCAUUUACAAUGAAAAUCUUCGUAUAGUAAAUAUAAGUAAUAUCAGUUUAACAUUCUCAGUGUAAUGAUAUCUGAUGUGUGCGUGUGUGCUUGUAGGAUGACAGAAGUCUUUCUUUUUACAAGCUGAAACCCCUAUUUUUGCUUCUCUGUGGGACUAGGACACAAUGUGCGUCCAGCUCUGCCUAGGCUGUUUCUUUAAAUAUUUGCCUCUAUGAGAUCAUCUCGUACAAACACCAUAUGAUAGAAGCAUAAUCCGAGAUCAUGACACGACAAGAUGUAAAUCACCAGAGAUUUUGCAUGAUCGUGCCUGGCUCUGUAAAUCUUCCACUUUUAGCAUAACAUUCCACCUGGUAGUAUCCGCUGACGUCAUAAUCUAAUCAACUUAAUCUGUAUUUUUUUCAAUACUAUGCCCACUCACACCUGUGAACUGCCUAGCUCCCAAUGCUUUCUUUCGUUCUUUCUGAUUAAUACUAACAAUCUUGUCUUUUCCCUCUCACAAGUUCUUUCACAUAACAAACUAUCACACACACAGGAUUCAGGCCCACAGUGAGCAGACAUGCAGAGCGGUUCCUAUGGAGAUGGUUAAUACACUGUGAUCACCCAUUAAUUAGUGCAGCUCUCCUUCAGGGCUCCUGUCAUUUGAGAAGCAUACAAAGGUGUAAACGGACAGUAGCUAUGCUGUUUAAUUUGCACAGCCGUUAACAUUUAUUGUGGCACAGUCGCACAAAAUGUUUGCAGUCAGUGUCAGUUUGACUACAAACAUCGUCUUGCAUUCAUUUUCAGUCACGGUAAAUGACGUAAACGCAAACAGAGCUGGCGAAGUGAGCACGCUGCUCAAGACAGCCAACAAACAAAUUAUGGGUUAGGCCUCAGAUGAGUCAUGGUCACGGCACCGUGGGAGAAAACAAUCCUGUCAACCACUAGUAGACGAUGCUCAGGGGCAGUUUAAUAUAUAUAAUUCUAGACUGGUAAAGCAAAUACUGUUAUUGAGAUGAAAACAGCACAACUUCAUAUUUUUGGUCCUGAACCCUGUGAAUGGUGAGUUUGCUCAGUUGUCAUGAUGAGUACUCUGUUGUCAUGACAUCCUCCAUUAUUUUUAGGACAUCCACUUCAAGCUGUGUAUGGAUUACAUUUCAAGAAAAACUUCAUAUGCCCCAUAGCUUGUGUUGAUGUCACCCGUUGUCAUAGCAACACUUUACUAUUAUACAGCAUUUACUGUAUGAAUAAUAAUGUUUUAACCAACUCAACACUCACUUAAAACGUUUCUACUAUAUGAAAAGUGGUGAUUACGCUUUAAUUAAAACAGUGCAGUCUCUCUAUUAGACAGCAGAUCUAUAAGACAUGUGAACCAUGUUGUCUUGUCCCCCCGCUGUGAGUUACUGAGCUGACGUAAUCAUGUGCCCUUUUGCAAUAAUCCAGUCAAAGCCGGCCAAUCAGCAGCCAGUUCGUAACAUCUGUCCACGGUGUUACAGGAGAAGAGCUCUGUACUCGGAACUGCACGCAGCCAACAACACGGCAGGCGAUCCCAUCAAAACCUGUGUUUAUAUGUGUAGCAUCUCUUUCCAUCAACUUAUUUACAUCAGUAAAGUCAUUCAAAUACAGUAAAGCAUACAGUACGCACUCAUGCCCUUUACGAUUGCAUGCUACCGGUUACGCAACAUGCUGCUUUCUGUCUCUCCUGGUUCCCGGCGUGCUGACAUAAUAAGUUCGGUGAAAUCAAGCUCCCACUUUGUCAUCAGGCCAAACGCUGGAUCAAUUGUUCCUCUGACAGUAGAUCACCACUGAUUCAUCUCUUUUUCAGACCUCCGUCCCAUUGGACGCCUGCAUGGUUUUCCACCCCCGGUUGGCCUGUGGGUCCUAAGGCCAACCACUAGCAAAGACCUAAUCGAUAAGCUUCUGUUACACAGACCCGUCUGGUCGGCUCUGUGCAUUAGAGAAAGUCCACUUCUCCUUUUUUAAUCUUGUGAAUGUUGUAGCCACGCUAGCAUCAUAGCUAACACAUGGUAGCGUCAGUCGCUCUGUAUUACAUUUUGUACCUAUAUGCUUUCUUAUCUUUCAUCCUUUGACCUUCUCAUAAGACCUUUGACAUUCGACAGGUUUGUGACUGCAGAUGAUUGUGUUGACCACUUUUUAUUGGCACUUUUUAUUUAUUCCAGCAAUUAACCAUGUCCCACAAUUCUUUCUGUCACCUUUGCCUUCUCCUUAUUGCAACAUUACACUUCAAAUCUCUGCAUCCUCUUUGUUUCUAUUUGCUUACAGAAAUGUGCCAUGAGAUGUCAAUGGUAACGGAUGCAAGACAGACCUGAUCUCCUACUGACUCCCUGUCCAGCAACAGUCCUUUAAUGGUUGGAACUGCCCGCCCCAAACUGUAUUACUGCCCCCGCAGACACAGCCUGAUGAUCACCGGUGCCAUGGGAGCGGUGCGAGUCAACAGAUACAGCAUCGUUUCCACUGACGAGGAUGCCCUGAAGAUUUCCAGCCUGGACCUCCACAACGGCCACAGUCCCCUGACCCAGCAGACGCUGUCGGGGGCUUGCAUGCUCGGCGAGGACGGCGGGGGCGGAGGAGGGGGCGAGUGUCCGGGGGGCGAGGAGGGCAGAGGGGCCCUGUCCCUGCGGCUGGCCGGCGAGCCGGCCGCCCACGCCGGCCGCCGCGCCUCGCCGGCGUGCCGCCUGGGCCUGGGCCUGGACGUGGGCACGGGCCGCCUGCGCAGCCGCUUCGUGAAGAAGAACGGCCAGUGCAACGUGGUGUUCAACAACAUGGAGGACAAGUCCCGCCGCUACCUGGCCGACAUUUUCACCACCUGCGUGGACAUACGCUGGCGCUACCUGCUGCUCAUCUUCACCACCACCUUCCUCCUGUCUUGGCUGUUGUUCGGCUUCAUCUUCUGGGGAGUGGCGCUCGCUCACGGCGACUUCGAGCUCCGCCUUCCAGCCAAGGGCGGGAGUCCUCCGAGCGCCGAGGACGGCCGUGACGAGUGGCGGCCAUGCAUUCUCCACAUCCAGGGUUUCAUCGGGGCCUUCCUCUUCUCCAUCGAGACCCAGACCACCAUCGGUUACGGCUUCCGCUGCGUCACGGAGGAGUGCCCGGUGGCCGUGGUCACCGUGGUGGUGCAGUCCAUCGUGGGCUGCAUCAUCGACGCCUUCAUGAUCGGCACCAUCAUGGCGAAGAUGGUGCGCCCCAAGAAGCGAGCGCAGACCCUGCUGUUCUCCCACAACGCCGUCGUGGCGCUGCGCGACGGGAAGCUGUGCCUGAUGUGGCGCCUGGGGAACAUGCGCAAGAGCCACAUAGUGGAGGCCCACGUGCGCGCUCAGCUUAUCAAGCCCAAGGUCACCGCGGAGGGGGAGUACCUUCCCCUGGAGCAGACGGACAUCGACGUGGGCUACGACGACGGGCUGGACCGCCUGUUCCUGGUGUCGCCGCUGGUGGUGGUCCACGAGAUCAACAAGCACAGCCCCCUGUACGACAUGAGCCGCAGCGACAUGCAGAAGGAGGACUUUGAGAUCGUGGUCAUCCUGGAGGGAAUGGUGGAGGCCACGGCCAUGACCACCCAGGCCCGGAGCUCCUACCUGGCCAAGGAGAUAUUAUGGGGCCAGCGCUUCGAGCCGGUGGUCUUUGAGCGGGGCGACCGCUACGACGUGGACUACUCCCGCUUCCACAAGACCUACAAGGUGCCGUCCACGCCCCACUGCAGCGCCAGGCAGCUGAGCCAGGCCAUGGGCGGCGGCGGGCGGUCCUCGUCGUCCAGCUCCGGCUGCUCCCAGUCCCCGUCGCCCUUCGCCCCCAGGGCCGCCCGCCACCUGCUGGGCCCCCACUCCCCCAGCGCCUUCUGCUACGAGAACGAGGUGGCGCUGUGCUGCGGGGACGACCAGGAGGACGAGGAGCGCGCCGAGAGGGAGACGGGCACCUGGAGCGCGAGGAGCGACAGGGACGCGAAGACGAGAGACGAGAUUCAUCUGGGCUUCAAGGAGACAUUUGUGGAGAAACAGACGGUGGAGAUGCUGUGUGUUCUGGACACGGACAAUCAGAUUAGCCUCGACAGACUACAGCCGGCUCUGCCUUUAUACAUCAGCAGAGAGUCAGGGGUUUAACCGGUAAUGGCUUCCUUCUGUGUGCAUCCGAGCAGGAGAUUACAGUGGAGUCAGAAAUUCAGGACGGAGGACACGGCUGGAACCCACAAACCCCACGCAGCUUCAGCCCGUACAUGUAGCUCCGCCUGCUUGCAGGCUCUGUCCACCACAUCAUCAUCUGGAAAACAGACAGCGCGUGUCCUUCAAACAUGUUAACGGGGGAUUCUCUCCAAUUAUGGAGCAGCUCAAAACUUUACUGCAUCUCGUUUAAAUAUAUAUGACCUGUGUUAAGUUUGAGUCUUUUGUUCUGGAUUUUCAUUCUCUGUAGCUACAGUUUUUAAUUUUGAACCGACUUUACUGCAAACACAGUCACAUGUGACGUGAAAAUACUUUAAAUCGAGCAUGACACAAACCCUUAACUUAAUCACUGCUGUAUUUUGUCUUCCUGCCUGAGUUCUGUUACUUACACAUUUGAUAAAGAAGAUUUGUAUUGGGUUUUCUUUUCAAGCUUUAUCAGACAAGUUCAAAUUCAGUAAUUGAAUCCUGACCCAAGGACACAGUAUUCAACUGUUAGAACAAGCACUUUAUUCUUGUAUCAAAUGAUAAACACUUGUGUUGUUUUCUAUGAACAAAUCACCUAAUAAAAGCAGUAUUUGCUGUGGCGCCAUU